Molecule: messenger RNA, 4179 nt
Organism: Microplitis mediator
Lineage: Eukaryota; Metazoa; Arthropoda; Insecta; Hymenoptera; Braconidae
Product: ATP-binding cassette sub-family G member 8
Exons: 7
Coding region: 476-2938 (820 amino acids)
Cellular component (GO): plasma membrane
Molecular function (GO): ATP binding; ABC-type transporter activity; ATP hydrolysis activity
Source: RefSeq, a predicted model, not a curated record
GCCAGAGAAUAAAAGAGUAGAUUAUUAUAGGUGUACGUGUUUUAUAUAUAUCUAUAUAUAUAUACACUAGGUUUUGUAAAGUUACUUUGGCUGGUAUGGUCUUUGGUCCUGUGUUAGUUCCACUGGGUACCAUACCUUGAAGCCGUCGACUUUCCGUGGCAGUGCGUGGCAACGUUCUGACUUUAGAAUAUGGCAGAAGCAAUAAAUUAAACUGAUCAAGUGCAUUGAUAAAAAUUGACUUUGAAUAAUAAAAUAUGAUGCGUUAAUUUUUACUUGAGUUUACUUCUGAAAGUGAGCGUCAGCUAUCGCGGGUUCUCUCAUAUCAGUUUAUAAUUCAAACGUAUACGCAUUCAAUGCACGAGAAGCUAUGAAGGCUCACUAUUGCCGGUGUUUUAUUUAAUGAGAAUAGUGCGAUUACUAUUGUCGUUAGUUUUUUUAAUUAUUAUUAGUAUACUUUCAUUGGUAAUCCGAGACAAUGGGAUCGGAGGCUUGGGAACUCGAAAGAAGAUACUCAGUACCUGGAGUACUUGAUACACGUGGACUGGAACCACCAGCAAGCGAAGAUCUUCAUGCUUGGUCAAUAUACAGACAAAAUUUGAAUUCCGAUUUUACGGAUUCAGCGCUUGGCUCAGCUGAAAAAUCACCUCUACCUUACGGUAAUUUCCAACUUCGUGAUUCAACGGUACAGAGUAUCCUCAGACAUCCGCGAUAUGGACCCAAGAGUCCGUUGGCAAACAAUUCAUACACGUAUUUAAAAUUUGGACUGCCACGUGUACUACCCCCGUCACGGGCUAAAGAUGGUUCCAGUGGCUAUGAUUCAAGUGAAGAAGGUAGAAAAGUAUCUCACAGCGGAAUACCACCUCAGUCAAGUACUGCCAUGAGAUCUGCUCGAAGUGACCCUGAUUUCCGUCAGGUUCAUGUGGUACCACGUGAACAAGCCCACUCACAAUUAAUAGUGAGAGAUCACCCAAAACUGAGAAGUGCAAGUGAAGCAAAUCUUUUACAAUCCGGACGGCCAAAUAGACGUCACAGUAUAGCACCAAUUGAUCCAGGAUAUGGACAAACAGUAUUGGGAGGUCCAGUACCAAGUCAUUCAGGACUUGAAAGCUACUUAGGUGCAGGCUUACGAAGAAUCCCAUCACUCCAGCAUCCUCAUCUGCAAUUACGCGAACUAGAAUUAUCCUCUUCCGAUAAUUUACCGUUACUUCGCGGUAUAACACUCGAAGCCGGUGCUACAGAUGUACUUGCAAUAAUGGCAACAACUGAAAAAGAGGGUACUGCUAUUAUUGAAACUAUUUCUGGUAAACGUAAAAUAAAACGUGGAGAUAUUUUGCUGAAUGGGCGACCAGUGACCUCGCGUGCUUUAAGAUCAAGGGUCGCUUAUUUACCAGCAGAAUGCUGUUUGAGUCCUGGUUUGACGGCACAACAAGUUCUUAGUUUCUACAUGUGUCUAAAAGGUGGUUCUAGAGCAUCUGAUAUGGAGAUCGAAGCAGUAUUACAAGAAUUGGGACUUGAAGCAACAAAACAUUGUUUAAUUAAUUCAUUAACGACUUCGGAAGCAAGAAGACUAUCGUUAGCUUGUCGUUUACUUCAAGAUGCGCAUAUACUGACACUUGAUAGACCAACACAUGGUCUUGAUAUUUUUGAUGCAUUUUUUCUCGUUGAGUAUUUAAGACAUUGGGCAACUAGGGGACAAAGACUUGUUGUCUUGACACUCCAUCCACCGACUUAUGAAAUACUGACGAUGGUUUCGCGAGUUGCAUUGACUUCAGGCGGUAGGAUAAUGUACUCGGGACCUAGAAGAGAUAUGUUGCCUUAUUUCGCACUUGCUGAAUUUCCAUGCCCGCCGUUUAAAAAUCCAUCGGAUUACUAUCUUGAUUUAGUGACUCUUGAUGAUUUAUCAGCAGAAGCAAUGCUUGAAUCAUCACAAAGAAUAGAUCAUCUUGCAGAGUUAGCAAGAUCACGGUUACCAGGUCUGAGUGAUCCAAGUCCACCUGGAGCAUUACCACCAGCUAUAUACGACGCAAAUAUAUUUAUUCAAAUAUAUGCGCUACUUUUAAAAACUCUUAUAUAUAGUCAACCCUGGACAAUGACUAGACUUGUUCAAAAAAUAGUUGUAGCUGCAUCAUUGAGUAUUAUACUCGGUGCGAUAUUUUGGAAUGUCGCUGGAGACAAUAAUUUACAUUUAAGAGACAGAGUAGGACUGUAUUAUUCAAGUUUUGGAAUUUUUUUCUGGCCACUUGGUUUAAUUGGUAUUUGUGAAGUUAUUAAUGCAAGACCCAACGUUGAAAGUGAUAUAAAACAUGGUCUAUACGGACGUUUUAUUUAUAUUAUCAUUGAGCUUAUUUGUAGUGUUCCUUCAUGGUGUCUUGUUUACGUAACAUAUUUAGUUCCUGCUUUUGCAAUGGCCGGACUUCAUGAAACACUAAAUGAUAGUUUUACUUCGCUUUGGAAUUAUCUUGCCUAUGGAUUACUAUAUAUUAUGUUACAACAUUUAAUAUGCAUAUUUUUUGCUCAUAUCUGCAAAUGGAGUGGAGUUGCAGCGUUAAUCUCUGGUAUAAUAAUCGGCGAAAUAACUUUAGGCGGGGGUGUAACAUUACACUUGGAAAAUUUACCACUUUGGUAUCAGAAACUCAGUCCUAUGGAGUGGGUAUUGUCAUUUUUAUUACCAGAGAUUCAUAACUCCCAGAUACUUAAUAAAAUAGCUAAUUGUAAAGCUAAACAAGUACAACGACAAGAUAUUAUUGUACAAGCGCUUUGUGAACCGCCUGAUGGUGCGGCUGCUUUGAGAGAAAUAGCUCUUGAUAAUGUUAAUAAUGCAACUAGUAUUCAAUUAGGCAUUGGAAUUGGUAUUAUAGGAUUACUAAUUAUUAUUGGAUUUAUGUUAAUACGCUACACGACGUUAAAAAGACCUCGAAGUGCACCUAAUAAGCCGUAGAAACAUUUAAUAAAUAUACUUUUUUUGUUUAGUCUAUUUUUAAUGUAAAGUUAAUAGAUAUAUUAUUGUAUAUUAGUAUUUUUAUUAUAAGGAACAAUUAUGUGCCACAUUAUUAUAUAAAGUUAUUAUAAAAAAGUUCAUUUUACACGAUAGUGGUGCAAUAAAUAAAGUGUAAUUAUCCGGAGACUCGGUAGUGUCUCGCGCCAAGUACACGUUCAAACACAUGGGCCGUGCGUAGUCUUCCCAGAGAGUACGUCGCCGUCGGUUUUUACCCCCACUCUUAAAAAAUGAGUCUAAUCUACGUUAGUACACACUAGUAUUACAAACCGAAACUUUCCGAAUAUUUCCGACGGCGGCUUACUCUCUGGGAAGACUCUACAUAGAAGGCGCGAGACUACCGUAUCUCUAUACCGGAGUCAGAGGCCUGUAACCUCACUCAUAUUUUAAACUGAUAAUUAUUAAUAAAUCCGGCAUAUUUUUAUAUUUUAUCUAUUUAUUUAUUAAUAAUUAUCCUAUUGCUAUCGAAUUUAUUCACAACUUGCGUAUUUUUAUGAAUUUUUAAACAAAUAAAAAUUUUGGAAUUUUUCAUGCGCGGAUUUUAUGGAGGCUAGAGGUGCAUCUACCCUCCAUAGUAGACAUAUUGCGGCAGACUUCAACUGGGUAGUUUUAUUUUUGGUAGGGUCGCUUAUGGCUGAGUUGCAUACCUGCCGUUUGGAUAAAGAAAUUUUUAGAAUGGUAGUCUUGAGUUCAAAAUUUAAAAAAUCCAUAGACACAUUAAUGUUUAUCAUGUUUUGUGAUAUCAAGUGAUUUAAAGCAUAUUUGUGUUAUAUAUACUUUCUAACACUAGCAGCCAACUUAACUGCGUUGACAAAAAUCUACGAUUGGAUUUCGACGUCAAAUUGACUGUAAAAAGUUAGUCUAUAAUUAGUGGACGUAAAAUUUCUAAACAAAUUUUUUUAUCAAUGUAUAACAUUACGACGUUUAUUAACACAAAGAUAUUUGAAGUUUUAUGCGUAAUUUUUAUAAUUAUAAAAAAAAAAAAAAAUCCGAACAAAAACAGAUUCUUUGUAAAAAAAACCGCGUUAGGUACACGUCAAAAAUCUAUCACUUUUUGUCUAUAAUGUUAUUUUUACAAAAAAGACUGAAAUCACAAAAAAAGUAACUGGGACGUUGUGAAAUUAAGAAAAAAUUUUCUUAUCUAUAAUUAUUUUGUUUUUAAUAAUUUGUUAAAUCAUAAAGUU